AUGGUUAUGGCCUCACAGUCACAACCACUCAGCAGCAUCAGGAUGCCAGGUCAGCGGAAGCGGCGCGCUGCGCAGCAGCUUUUCCAACUGUACUCAGCUUAUGUCCGCCCUACACCGCAACCAUCGGGUGAAGAUACAAUCAGAGUUGUGUGCAUUUCUGACACACACAACACCCGGCCUGAGCUUCCUUACGGUGAUGUUCUCAUCCAUGCCGGAGACUUGACUGAGAAUGGUUCGUUCGACGAGGUACAGUCGGAGCUAAGAUGGCUAUCUUCGCAACCACAUCGUUACAAGGUAUUCGUCGCAGGGAACCAUGAUGUGCUGCUGGACGAGGUCUUUCUCGAGAAAUAUCCACAAAGACGAUACGGAUCAUCACAGACAAAAGAGGAUCUCGACUGGGGAAGCGUGAUUUACCUCCAAAAUUCUUCGAUCACGCUCGAAUUUCCUCGUUGUCAUAAUGCAGUCGAAACGGAGGCCGCGCAACCAAACGAACAUAUGCAAUUUCGUGCCCGGAGGCUCAUGAUAUUUGGCAGUCCCUUCACGCCUCAAUACGGCACGUCGGCUUUUCAGUACCAAUCAGAUCCCGAAUAUUGGACCGAAACGUUUGCUCCUUUGCGCACCAUUCCGGACAUCCUCGUCACCCAUGGGCCACCGAAGUUCCAUCUCGACGCCCGUGGUGCCCAGCGGGCAGGCUGUCCAUACCUGUCAUGGGAGGUUGCAAGGAUGAGACCAAGGCUUCACGUCUUUGGUCAUAUCCACGCAUCCUAUGGCUGCGAGGAUGCCGUCCUCGAUGGAAUGCAAAGAGCGUAUGAAGAAGUCAUGACUGGUUGGGGAGGCUGGGAGACGGUGGGUUGGAUGACGGUUCGCACGAUCUGGGAACAGCUUGCGUGGCUGUUUCGAGGUUUCCGGGUGCGGCAAGAAUGUUUGACCACAACAUUCAUAAAUGCGGCAGUAGUUGGCGGACCUGACAACAGCCUGGUUAACCAAGCUGUGGUUUUCCAUUUUUGA
Molecule: messenger RNA, 1008 nt
Organism: Diaporthe amygdali
Lineage: Eukaryota; Fungi; Ascomycota; Sordariomycetes; Diaporthales; Diaporthaceae
Exons: 1
Coding region: 1-1008 (335 amino acids)
Molecular function (GO): hydrolase activity
Source: RefSeq, a predicted model, not a curated record